Molecule: messenger RNA, 2332 nt
Organism: Ciona intestinalis (vase tunicate)
Lineage: Eukaryota; Metazoa; Chordata; Ascidiacea; Phlebobranchia; Cionidae
Product: sodium- and chloride-dependent GABA transporter 3-like
Biological process (GO): amino acid transport; nitrogen compound transport; sodium ion transmembrane transport
Cellular component (GO): plasma membrane
Source: RefSeq, a predicted model, not a curated record
UAUCAAAAAAACAGGCGAAUACCGAUAAUAUAUACUGUAUUGUGUACAAAAACUGAUAUGUCGGAGAAAAAAACGGACUCGGGAGAGACAAAGAGAGAAACAUGGGGAGGAAAGCAGGAGUUUAUCCUGGCUUUAAUUGGCUACUCGGUUGGUCUUGGAAAUGUAUGGAGGUUUCCUUAUCUGUGUUACGAUAACGGUGGAGGAGCAUUUUUAAUUCCCUACGCGAUUUUCGUUGUAUUGGCGGGCAUUCCUUUGUUCUUUCUGGAAAUUUCUUUGGGCCAAUACACACAACAAAGCUGCGUAAAAGUCUGGAGCAAACUAGUUCCAGCCAUGAAGGGUAUCGGGUACGGAUCAGCCGUCGUAAACUUUAUGUGCGCUAUCUACUUUGUGCUUGUCAUGUCAUGGUCGGUGCUAUACUUUGUGCAUUCAUGUAUUCCUGGACCUCUCCCUUGGACAUCAUGCGGAAAUUGGUGGAACUCUGAACAUUGUGUUUUGAAUGCAAACUAUAAAGGAAUGAAUGCUACUAUGCUUCAGCAGGUUUCAAAUACGUCCGGUUUCGCUUCUGCGCUUCACACCACCCCCAAUAAAACCAACAACACGACAAUAUAUUCUCCUGAAAACGAGUUUUGGAACAAUUACGUUUUAAGAAAAUCGGAUGGAAUUGAAAAUAUUGGCAGUUUAGAAAACUGGCCGCUUAUUCUUUGCUUUUUUGGUUCCUGGGUCGUCAUCUACUUAUGUGUCUUCAAGGGCGCGAGGACCAGUGGAAAAGUUGUUUACGUCACUGCGAUUUUGCCAUACGUCAUGCUUCUUAUUCUACUGAUUCGUGGAUUGACGUUGGAGGGGGCAUCAACAGGGAUCAUGUUUUUCCUAAGACCAGACUUCUCAAAGCUUCUAUCAUCUCAGGUUUGGAUGCAGGCUGGAGGACAAAUCUUUUAUUCAUACGGAAUCUGCUUUACAGUCCUAUACGCAUUCGGCAGCUACAAUCCAUAUAACAACAAUUGCUACAAGCAAUCAGUCAUUCUUGCUUCAACAUGCAGCCUGACUUCAAUCUUUGCUUCAUUUGUUGUUUUUAGCAUCAUUGGCCACAUGUCUUUUGUGCAAGGGAAAGAUAUUGAUGCCGUAGCCACAUCCGGUCCUGGUCUCGUAUUCCUUGUUUAUCCAGUUGGUCUCUCACUUUUACCUGCUCCUAAUCUGUGGUCCGUUCUUUUCUUUGCUACCCUGUUUAUGGUCGGAAUCGAUACACAGUUUGCUGGAGUUGAGAGUUGCGUCACCAUCUUCUUGGACUUGUGGCCCAAUGUUGGGAAAGGGAAAUAUGGACGAGAGCUUGUCUCUGCGAUGGUGUGCCUUCUCUUCAUCGUGCUCGGCCUGCCACUACUAACCAACGGAGGAAUCUAUAUCUUUGAGCUCUUCAAUAUGUAUGCUGUCAGCGGGAUUGCGCUCUUGUGGCUUGCAUUUUUUCAAUCUAUUACAAUCGGGUGGAUAUACGGUGUCGACAACUACUACGAAAAUGUCAAGUCCAUGAUCGGCUACUACCCUUCUCCAUACUUCAAGCUGUGCUACAAAUUCUUUGCGCCAGGGAUUUCUCUGUUCAUUUUUAUCUUCUACUGCGUCAAGUACGCUCCUUUAACUCUUGGCCAAUAUGUGUUCCCGGGUUGGGCAAACGCUGUGGGUUGGUUUUUAUCUCUAACGUCUAUGCUCUGCGUCCCAGGAUUCUUUAUUGCAGAAAUUUGCAAAUCGAAAGGUUCAGUAUACCAGCGGAUAAGAAAGGCUCUUAACCCUGUGGUUAUUAACGAAAAAACUUCGAGAGACGACGUACAGUGCGAGAAACGAUUUCUGGAGGAUGUCCGAAAUCUAGCUAUUUAAAUUGUCGUUGUUGACGCUGAUGGUUUGCUGCUAUUUGCAGUAAUUGUUUUGCUUUUGUAAAAGAGCAUUAAUUAUUGUACAAAUUGCUUUCUAAGUUCAGCAAUAUACUGAAGAGGAAUUUCACAAAGUGACAACAUUUCUAACGGGCUGUUGUUAUGUGUGAUAAGAUGAAAUGAGUGUCUAGUUUUUUAUUGCAACGUUAAACUAUAAAAAUUCAAACUCGUUUACACAUGUAAUUCUAAAUAAUCGUUAACAUAUGAAAAUUCAAAUUUGUUAAAACAUUUAACACUAAAUAAUAUAUUCGCAGUAUUAUAUUAUCAUUCUAAUACUAAAUAUUAUUACUCUUCAAUUAUUUAUCUCAUCCCGCAUGAGUCAUGAGUGUAUCUAACAUUUGAUCUUGUAGAUCUUAAUUAUACAUCUUUAUGUUGUAAUAAUUACCUGUGAAUUGAAUAAACGUAGUCCUACUUUA